GAAAUGGAUGGCCGCUCCCACGGCUUCGCUCCCACUUUCCCACCACACAACAUCAACACUCGGCAGACCACAUCCUCUGGCCUCCCUCCUGCCGCCUCUUUUCGCGGAUAGAUCGCAGAGAAGUAGGGCCACCAGUCCUGCUGCUGUGAAAGAAAGAGAGAAAAACAAAAAGAACCAGGCAUAAUCGCAUCAGCAAGCGCGGAACUUAACCAAUGGAUCCCUCCGCCGACGCAAACUCCGCCAAUGCCGGAGCUACUCGGCAGCAGUAUCGUGCUGUGUCGUCUUAUAAGCCGGUCUACGCGGACGAAAUAGCUCUUUCGACCGGCGAUAUUGUUUUGGUUGUUCAGGCAUAUGACGAUGGCUGGAUCACUGGUCACAAUGUGAAUACCGAUGCGCGCGGUCUGCUCCCUUUCAACUUCCUUGUACCAGUGAAGAAGGACGAUAAGCAGGCUUCUCCUGCCUCUGUCAUCAAUCCUGCGUCUGGACCCACUACCAAUAAUGGGCAGAGCGAAACCUCUGCGAGCACAAAGCAGGACAAGCCUGUGGGAGGUCCACAGGCAGCCACCACCACCGAAACAGGGACAGUGGAGCGACAGAGCGCUGAAAGUCCUGAAUCUGGCCGGGAACCAGCUGAGCAGAUUGAACCUAAAAAGCUCGCUCGGAUGUCUUCGUUGAUUGGGAAAAGUCCGGUUGACAUCGACCUGCAGAAACCUUCCAGGGAUUCUUUCGAGACGGCCAGUCAAUCAUCUGCUUUGAGCAAGCCCUCGUUGGCGCGGAACGAGAACUCACCGCCGAUGAGUCGAAAUGGAAGUGUCAAAAUGGCAACGCCAGAGUUCAACACGCUGACGUCCACAGCGUCCGCGGCGGCAACGCCGGCUACACCCGCGAGUCUGCGGACCACGCCGGAGGCUUAUAACAAGACAUCCACGCCACCGGUGCAUCAAUCCGGUGGGAGCUCCUUGGAAAGGAGGACUGGGCCAAGCUCUUUGGAAAGGAAGAUUGAAAGCAGUACCUUGGGAACUGGCCCAGCCCCGGGAACCCUUAAGGAGGCGAAGAAGGGUGCAGGGAGCUCCAGACCUCAGCCGGAUGUUCCAAGCCUAUCUCCGGAGGAAAGGCUUCAGCAAACAAAGACGAAGCUGCAGAAAGUAAAGUUGAGCAGAGCCGCGCGGGCGCGGCCUCCGUCAGCCAUUGGGGUUUUGCGAUUCACUGUUGUUGGAGAUUCUGGGAUUGGAAAGACUUCUUUGAUUCGCCAAUUCCUUGCGAGCUCUGAAGUGAAGCGCUUCGAACCUGCAGCUGGGGAGCCAAGCUUUGCCACGGAAAUCUUUUCCGCGUCUACCGGCGAAUCUGGCAGCUCUUCCAUCGACGACCUGAACCUUCACUUUGUCGACACCCCUGGAUUUGGUGCGCAGAUGGACGCGAUGGCCACGAUCCAGCCUGUGGUCUCAUACCACAUGCAGCAAUUCGAAGUUACGGAUAACGUCUUUGUCCCGGACAUCAACUCGGCGGUACUGCACCGCUUCCUGUUGACGCCAAACGGGGGUCACACCCACGUUGAUCUCUCCAUCUUUGGUAUUCUGCACAGGAUAAAGCCUGUAGAUAUCGAGUACAUGAAGCGGUUGGCCCCGUACGUGGCCGUAUGCCCUGUUAUCCUGAAGAGCGAUACCCUCACGCGGAACGAGCUCUUUCGCCUCAAAGUCUCCAUUCUGGAAGAAGUGAAGCGCGCCGGCGUGGAGAUUUACGGUUUCGGCCUUACGGUGGAUGAGCUCAUCGAUCUCGCCAAGGCUGGGGUGGAUGGCGUCGUUCCGUUCGCCGUCAGCAACCCCGUCUUACUCCCUACGGACCGCUUCGGCUCGCCGGACCACCCACAAGCGUCGAGCUCGGGGCAAACCACCACAUUGAGCGACAAGAUCAACGAAUUCAAAAUGCUUAAGAACCACAUCCUCUCCCUGGACGUGGACGACUUCCGCGCUGUGACCGCGGGCAAAUUUGUUACGUGGCGGGAACAAAAGUUCGCCUCAUCCCGCCAGCGGGCAGAGCAGGACCGCAUCGCGGCUGAGGAGCGCGCACUGGCCCAGGCGCGCGCCCAAGCUCAGGCGAUGAUUCAGGCGCAGAUGGAGCGUCAGCUGCAAUCCCAGCAGCAACAACAGCAUCAACAUGCUGACGACGGGUCCUUUGGACGCGGCUACCCAUCCCAACCUCAACAUUCGGGACAACAUCAACAACACCAUCAGCAGCAGCAACAGCAGCAACAAUUCCUCCAGCAACAGCAACAGCAACAGCCACGUGAACAACAACAGUACGGUAUAUACCAGCAGCAAAACACCAGUAAAUCGGCGACGGGACCCAAGUUUUUGAACAACCUCUUUGGACGGAAAGGCUCUACUCCCAACUCGUCGCAAACAUCUCCGAAUGGGACGCCGUCGUUGCAACGAUCGGCGCAAACCCAGAGCAGACGGCCGAGUGAGGACCCGAAUCGAUAUUGAACAUUGGACUUCCUUCCGUUUCGUUUUACCCAUGGUCGGGAAUGGACUUCAUAUACCGAUAUACCGACUGCUGCACCUUUCUCGUAUUCACCCUGGACCACUCCCCAUUUC
This is a messenger RNA of Fimicolochytrium jonesii, 2594 nucleotides long. Its product is annotated as Septin-domain-containing protein. Gene Ontology annotation, biological process: cytoskeleton-dependent cytokinesis. NCBI's taxonomy places the organism in Eukaryota, Fungi, Chytridiomycota, Chytridiomycetes, Spizellomycetales, Powellomycetaceae. The transcript is spliced from 4 exons. The record is from RefSeq and is a predicted model, not a curated record. Bases 213 to 2483 code for a protein of 756 amino acids. Gene Ontology annotation, cellular component: cell division site; septin complex; microtubule cytoskeleton. Gene Ontology annotation, molecular function: molecular adaptor activity; protein binding; GTP binding.